Molecule: messenger RNA, 1842 nt
Organism: Lynx canadensis (Canada lynx)
Lineage: Eukaryota; Metazoa; Chordata; Mammalia; Carnivora; Felidae
Gene: GABRD
Product: gamma-aminobutyric acid type A receptor subunit delta
Exons: 9
Coding region: 1-1359 (452 amino acids)
Biological process (GO): chemical synaptic transmission; signal transduction; regulation of membrane potential
Cellular component (GO): synapse; neuron projection; membrane
Molecular function (GO): GABA-A receptor activity; extracellular ligand-gated monoatomic ion channel activity; neurotransmitter receptor activity
Source: RefSeq, a predicted model, not a curated record
AUGGACGCGCUGGCCUGGCUGCUGCCCCCGCUCCUGAUGCUCUGCGCGCAGCAGCACCGCGGCGCCAGAGCAAUGAAUGAUAUUGGGGACUAUGUUGGUUCCAAUCUGGAGAUAUCCUGGCUUCCCAACCUGGAUGGCUUGAUAGAGGGCUAUGCGCGCAACUUCCGGCCUGGCAUUGGAGGGCCUCCUGUGAACGUGGCCCUCGCCAUCGAGGUGGCCAGCAUCGACCACAUCUCAGAGGUGAACAUGGAAUACACCAUGACCGUGUUCCUGCACCAGAGCUGGCGGGACAGCAGGCUGGCCUACAACCACACCAACGAGACCCUGGGCCUGGACAGCCGCUUCGUGGACAAGCUGUGGCUCCCAGACACCUUCAUUGUGAAUGCCAAGUCCGCCUGGUUCCACGACGUGACUGUGGAGAACAAGCUUAUCCGGCUGCAGCCUGACGGGGUGAUCCUGUACAGCAUCCGAAUCACCUCCACGGUGGCCUGCGACAUGGACCUGGCCAAGUACCCCAUGGACGAGCAAGAGUGCAUGCUGCAUCUGGAGAGCUAUGGCUACUCAUCCGAGGACAUCGUGUACUACUGGUCUGAGAACCAGGAGCAGAUCCACGGGCUGAACAAGCUGCAGCUGGCCCAGUUCACCAUCACCAGCUACCACUUUGCCACGGAGCUCAUGAACUUCAAAUCGGCUGGUCAGUUCCCUCGGCUCAGCCUGCAUUUCCACCUCCGGAGGAAUCGGGGCGUCUACAUCAUCCAGUCCUACAUGCCCUCCAUCCUCCUAGUUGCCAUGUCCUGGGUCUCCUUCUGGAUCAGCCAGGCAGCGGUGCCCGCCAGGGUGUCUCUAGGCAUUACCACGGUGCUGACCAUGACCACGCUGAUGGUGAGUGCCCGCUCUUCCCUCCCGCGGGCCUCGGCCAUCAAGGCGCUGGACGUGUACUUCUGGAUCUGCUACGUCUUCGUGUUUGCUGCGUUGGUGGAGUAUGCCUUUGCCCACUUCAAUGCUGACUACCGGAAGAAGCAAAAGGCCAAGGUCAAGGCCACAGAGCAGAGAACAGAGAUGGACGUGAAGAAUGCCAUUGUGCUCUUCUCCCUGUCGGCCGCUGGCGUCACCCAGGAGUUGGCAGUGUCCCGCCGGCCCUGCCGCACGCCUGGGAACCUCAUGGGCACCUACAGGUGUGUGGAGAUGGAGACGGGGGAGGCCAAGAAGCGGGGCGGGCGCCGCUCGGGGGGCCAGGGAGGCCUCCGUGGGCUUUUCAAGCCCAUCGACGCAGACACCAUCGACAUCUACGCCCGCGCAGUGUUCCCUGCUGCCUUCGUGGUGGUCAAUGUCGUCUACUGGGCAGCCUACACCAUGUGAGGCUGCAGGUACCUAUCCUGGAUAGGCUGCUUCACCUAUCCUGGAGCCCACGGCCACCGGGCGAAAGGCUCUCGGGUGGAUCUGCCCCCUCUGCCUGUUUCGAAGGGGGCGUGACAACAGGCCGCGUGAAACAAGAGGAAAGCCUCGGCCUCCCUAAGUACCCCCGGCGCUGUCCCCACCAUCACCUGGAAGACCACCCGGGGCUCUCCCACGCACCUCUCCUGCAGACCCCCGGCCCAGCUCCCCCUUAGCGGCAGGGCCCACCUGACCCAAGGCUGAGCCAGGCAGGCUCGUGGCCUCUGGGAAGCUAUGCAUUUGACUCACAAAACAAUCCUGAUUCUAGGCACUUGCUCCGUGGGCUUGGGACCGGGUCACGGGAGGAGGCUGGGAGUGGGCGGUGCUACUUUCUUGGUAAAGCGGUGGAGAAGGGCGUCCACGGGCCUUUGGUCCCAGCAUGAAAUAAAACAAAGCGUUUGGCUGCUG